AUGAUGAAACAGCUCGGCCUGCUCUUCAGCGACAGCGCCUACGAACACAUUCUGUCGACUGUUUUUGAUCACCUGGACACUAUACGUGACAUGCUUUCUGCAGUACAAGUCAACAAACAAUGUUAUCACCACUUCCAGUCGUCAUCCGAGCGCCAACUCGACUACCUUCGCAAAAAGCUGUCAUUUCUUCCCGACAGUUCUAUCACGUCGGCAGCUAUCAAGAGUAACGGCACCGCAUCUUCCACUCUACUCUCUCAACUGCAGAGGAGACACGCAAACCUUGCCAAUCUUAAUGCAUCUGGUGCCACUCUUCUGCCAUUCUCUGGUAAUCCAUGGUCGAUGCUAGCCUUCCGCGAUGGCCUUUUGGUGCUUUCCUGGAACGGCUCUGUCGAACCUUUGAACCCUCAGCAGUCUCUUGGGGGAACGAGUAUGGAAAGAGCAGGGUUUCAAGUCGUGAGACUCUCUAGAGCGGAUCUCGAUGAGGACUCGAAACUCAGGGGCGGUAUCGCGAUGUAA
Cryptococcus amylolentus CBS 6039 is the source of this 516-nucleotide messenger RNA. RefSeq lists its product as hypothetical. The transcript has 2 exons. Lineage: Eukaryota; Fungi; Basidiomycota; Tremellomycetes; Tremellales; Cryptococcaceae. The record is from RefSeq and is a predicted model, not a curated record. The coding region runs from base 1 to 516 and encodes 171 amino acids.